Messenger RNA from Mugil cephalus (flathead mullet), 1440 nucleotides. It is a transcript of the gene emc4, whose product is annotated as ER membrane protein complex subunit 4. The transcript is spliced from 6 exons. Gene Ontology annotation, biological process: protein folding in endoplasmic reticulum. The record is from RefSeq and is a predicted model, not a curated record. The coding region runs from base 199 to 768 and encodes 189 amino acids. Gene Ontology annotation, cellular component: EMC complex. NCBI's taxonomy places the organism in Eukaryota, Metazoa, Chordata, Actinopteri, Mugiliformes, Mugilidae.
UAUCCGCCUCGUAUGUGUACCUGCGUCAUCACUUCGUGCCCCAGAAACGUCGAGCGACGAGAGGUGUUGUUCCUCUUUUACAGCCUUCGAGUCGUUCUUUUGAUCAAAACUACCCACAAAAUAACCUCACAGCAGCUGUUUUGGAUGUUUCUAUAAGGCGCUUUCUGUCUCUGAGGUCCUGCAGUGCAGUCGGUUGCCAUGGCGUCUCCAGGGGGACAAGGAGGAGGAGCUCUGUCGACGAGAGGAGGCAGCGGGGCCAGGAGGAUGAAAUGGGCUCUGGAGCUGAGCGUGGGAAACACCAGGAGUCGUGGGGACCGGCAGGGCGGCCAGGGGGACGUGGUUUACCCCAUCGGCUACUCUGAGAAACCUGUCCCUGACACCAGCAUCCAGGAGACGGACAGGAACCUGGUGGAGAAACGCUGCUGGGACGUGGCCCUCGGACCCCUGAAACAGAUCCCAAUGAACCUGUUCAUCAUGUACAUGUCGGGCAACACCAUCUCCAUCUUCCCCAUCAUGAUGGUCUGCAUGAUGGCCUGGAGGCCCAUACAAGCUCUAAUGUCCAUGUCUGCCACCUUCAAGCUGCUGGAGAGCUCCAGUCAGCAGUGGCUUCAGGGACUUGUCUACCUGGUCGGUAACCUCCUGGGCUCGGCGUUGGCCAUCUACAAGUGCCAGUCGAUGGGGCUGCUCCCGACGCACUCGUCUGAUUGGCUGGCUUUCAUAGAGCCUCCUCAGACGAUGGAGAUCAUGGGCGGAGGGAUGGUGCUGUGAAGAGAACAGCACGUAUACACACACACAAAUACACAAGACAUUUACAGAGCUUAUAAUAUAGUCUACGUUCUUGACUUCACGACCAGGCCGCACAUGACAGCUGAGAGAAAUCAAGGUUUUCUGCCCGCUGUCUCGUUUCCUGUCCAGAUCCAGACUCACAGCGAGAUGUUUGUUAAAUCAGCAGCAGGAUAAGCUGGACUUUCACUCACUGAUUCAUGCAUUUGCCAUGACCUCUGCUGUUUAUCCUUCUUUCUUCUUUAUUUUUUUUCAUUGAGAUUUUAAAGCCAGCAGAUAAUCUCCUCUCAAACGUCUGUUAAUUUUCUCCACAGAGGACAUGUACUUUACUAAAGGAGAUUAUUGAUGAGGAAGUUCAGACUCAGAGUUAGACUAAGUUAGACUGAUCCCUUAUAACAGAAUUUAUCUAUAACUCCUAAACCUGUAGGUCACAGUUAAAGUCUAUGGAAGCUAAAGAGACCCUUUUUUUGGUUGCUUUCUUUUUUCAGUUUGUAGUAAAAUGCUUCAUUUGGUCAUCAUACUAGCCAGAAACAUUUGCUAACCUCUUUAAUUUACAGGUCUGUUUAAUUUAUACCAUUUUACUCUUUGAAAGUGUUCUAUCAUAUACAUCUGAAAUGCUUUCGAUUGUGUCAAUAAAUGUGUUGGAUGGAAAGAAAA